UUUUUUCCUUUUUUUUUUUGCCCUGGUGGGUACGGGAGCCGAGUGGGGACCAGCUGGUUACGCAGCGGCCGCGGGUCUCCACCCGAGAGUAUGGCGGCUGGGAUUUCACCGGAGAACGAGGGAGAGAGCGAGACAUGCGAGAGAUGGUGAAAAAGAAACAAAGGUCGUAUCAGUUUGACUUUUUGCUUUUCAUCCUGAGGCGGUCCCGUGCUUAAGAAAUCGUGUAUGCAGUUCAUUCCAGGGGCUAACCCAGCGAUUUCCCAGUGUCCUCGAUGGAGCAAGUUUGUUUUUUUUAUGAUGCUCAGAGAGGGGUGAGCUAAGCAGAUGAAACGGACCACAUCUCAUCGAGCGGUGAUUUCUUCUUCUCUGUGCACAUCUCGGACAUUUACAGCGCUCGGAUGUCCAUGUAGCUGUCAGUGAGUGGCCUGCAUGGGGGAAUUUCUACAAUGAAAUCCAUCUUCGGGCAGCGACUCUUUGUGCUCUGCUGUAGCUGAGCAGCAGCCAGCAGGACCGUGUUAUUGACAACCCGUUCAAAAUGGGACACGAAUGGUGAAUGUGAUUCGUGUGGGAACAUUUUGAAGCUCAUUUCAAUGACGCGCGGAGACUGAACCCCCAACCACUUGAUUUGAUCCACGAUGCGCGAGUAUAAAGUGGUGGUCCUAGGCAGCGGUGGGGUCGGGAAAUCCGCCCUCACUGUGCAGUUCGUCACCGGGACGUUCAUUGAGAAGUACGACCCCACUAUAGAGGACUUCUAUCGCAAGGAGAUCGAGGUGGACUCCUCACCCUCGGUGCUGGAGAUCCUGGACACGGCUGGUACCGAGCAGUUUGCCUCCAUGCGGGACCUGUACAUCAAAAACGGUCAAGGAUUCAUACUAGUCUACAGCCUGGUCAACCAGCAAAGCUUCCAGGACAUAAAGCCGAUGAGGGAUCAGAUCAUAAGAGUGAAAAGGUACGAGAAGGUUCCUGUGAUCCUGGUGGGGAACAAGGUGGACCUGGAGAGUGAGAGGGAGGUAUCGUCCAGCGAAGGCCAAGCCCUGGCAGAGGAGUGGGGCUGCCCGUUCAUGGAGACCUCGGCCAAAAGCAAAACCAUGGUAGACGAACUAUUCGCUGAGAUCGUUCGGCAGAUGGACUAUGCCGCCCAGCCAGACAAGGACGACCCCUGCUGCUCCUCUUGCAAUAUACAAUAGCCCUGAAGGGGGGGCGUCCAGGAACAGGCCGGGGGGGGGGGAUGUCUACCAAGAGGGAGCAGGAUGAAAACACACUUAGAGACACACACAUGCACAUGCCAAUUAAACAGGAGGUCAAUUUGUGGUUGUGCUCGAUGGAUUUGAACUCUUUGGAGCCUAAAAUCAGCAGAGACGUGAUUAUUAAUAACACCACGUGAGUCAUGAAGAGGAAUGCCAGGAAUUUGCCACUAGAGAAUUUGACAAAUGACAAAAAAUGAACGUGCACUCGCCUUAUGUUACUCUCUUCUGUUGCGUCUGGGUUUGUUUUAUCCAUUGAGUUUGUAGGAGUGAAUCAUCUGCAAAGAAUCACACAUCAGGAUCUUUAUAUGCUGCUCCACAAUCUGCUAACAAAGGAGGGAAAGAAGGUCCGUUUUCUGUCUGUAUUACGAGCAAAUUCAAAACAUCAUGAUGCAUUUUGUUGUAACCACGACUUCAUUAGUUACUGUGCAUCAGUCUCAUAACAUAUUUCUGGGGUCCAGUUGUUUUACAUACUGAUGAGUAUUAGAUGUGUGCAGUGAUUAGAGGGAGGGUUUUUCUACUCAUUACAGGGCUCAACCAAAGAGGUGACCUGACAGCGCCUCCAUUUUCUUAUUUUUUUGUGUUGUUCAAAAAAAGGAGUUGAGAGAAAAAGGUGCAGUGUCUUUCCUCUUUUCUAAUGUGAAGAUACAAACGUAAACAUAGCAGUCUUUUACAUAUCGUGUGAUGUUUUGUUUUUUUUCUCUCUCUCUCUCUCUCUCGCUCUCUCUCUCUCUCUGGGAGAUUCUUGUUGACAGAUUGCCCGGUUAUAAUAUAUCCAACUGCUUCAUCAUGACAAGACAAAGAGUUCAUCUUUUCAGUGUUUUGAAAUGUCUACAGCGACUCUUUUCAGGAACAUUUAAAGUGAAGUUGCCAACAUUUGUCAGCCUCAGCAUUUUAUUUUUCUCCUCCUGGUUUUACGAUGACACGGGGUGCUUAACGAUUGAACAUCCUGAUCCCAUCCUUUCUGUGCUUUGAGUGUUCAGACCCAUAGAAUCAAAUAGUAAAGACGAUGACGAUGAUGAUGAGGUAAUUAAUGGUAGUGUAAAUAUUUUGUAUUGAAGUGCCAGCUCCUAUAAGACACUGACUCAACACAUGUGGAAAUGUCAACUGUAUGCAUGGCUAGUAAACAAAAAAAAAGGACUCUUACUUAUUAUAGGCUGUGGAAACGUGCAAACCAAACACAUACACGUCUGGACAUCUGGACACUGUCUCAACUGUACAUCUGUGUUUCCACGGGACGGCAGACUUUACCCGUGUGACCAUUUUCAUUGUUGAUUUUAUAUUUUUUUAUGUGACCAUUUACUCUUUAUUCCCUCUCUGAAUGGUGACACUGUUACAUUUGACAGCUGAACAAUAAAAGUGUGUUCAACACUCGA
Messenger RNA from Labrus mixtus (cuckoo wrasse), 2620 nucleotides. Its product is annotated as ras-related protein Rap-2a. The transcript has 2 exons. NCBI's taxonomy places the organism in Eukaryota, Metazoa, Chordata, Actinopteri, Labriformes, Labridae. The record is from RefSeq and is a predicted model, not a curated record. Gene Ontology annotation, molecular function: GDP binding; GTP binding; GTPase activity. Bases 636 to 1187 code for a protein of 183 amino acids. Gene Ontology annotation, cellular component: plasma membrane. Gene Ontology annotation, biological process: negative regulation of cell migration; Rap protein signal transduction.